This is a messenger RNA of Hyaloscypha bicolor E, 1000 nucleotides long. RefSeq lists its product as uncharacterized. The transcript is spliced from 3 exons. Lineage: Eukaryota; Fungi; Ascomycota; Leotiomycetes; Helotiales; Hyaloscyphaceae. Bases 74 to 1000 code for a protein of 308 amino acids. The record is from RefSeq and is a predicted model, not a curated record.
CACCAAGUCAACUAUCAAACUCCCCUUCACCAAUCAUUUUUCAGCUCCAGCUCGAUAAGUCCGAAAACUAGCCAUGGCAUCUAUUUUCCUUAAGCCCAACCAUCCACCUCACUACAUCGAAGCAAUAGAAGUCUACCGCAUUGCUCCAGACACCGACUCGCCCACCAAGCUUCGGAUCGCGUCCGGCGGAGCAGGGCAGUCAGGCCUGAUCCGCACCUUUGCAGAAGGGUUCAUAAAGCAUCAUGUGAAGACCACAGGAGCAGCUCCAUUCGCAAUUGCAUGGAUGGCAUCAGAUACAACUAUGUCCUUCAACUCCCUGGCUCUCAAAGCAGUAGACAUGAGCAUCACGUACCACCCCGUAGCCGAAAAGACUGCGAUACAGCAAGGUAUCGCCGACCGCAGAGAAUAUAUUUGGCGAGAUCACUGGAUGCUUGUCGGUCCCAGAUCUAACCCAGCGAAUCUCUCAACUACCGGAUCGCCUUCGAUAUAUGACCUCUUCACCCAACUCUUCCGCGCCUGUAUAGAAACCCAGAACGCAAAAAUUCCAAUAAGAUUUCUCUCCAGAUACGACAAAUCAGCUGCCAAUAUCAAGGAAUCAAAUCUCUGGACGGCGAUCGGCCAGACGCCUUGGUCUUACCCGCAUUCUAGCUGGUAUCAUACUUAUGUCGACUUCCCGUUCCGUGCACUUGAAGUGGCUGCUCUGUUGGGAGAAUAUAGUCUCGUUGACAAAGGGACUUGGUGGUCUGUGGAGCCUUGGAUUAGGGAGAAGUUGAUGGUCUUUAAACUCGGUGAAGACGAUGAAGAUGACCCAUUGCUGAACCCAGCUCACGCAUUAGUCUCUUCGAAAUCCGAUAACAAGGAACUUGCACACGAGUUCGUAGAUUGGCUGACCAGCGAGGAUGGCGGUCAGGAGGUAGCAAGGACGUUCACCAAGAACGGUGUUGUGUUGUAUUCUGCUGCACCUCCUAGAAAGGGACUUCUGUCAAAACCCAAACUUUGA